This is a messenger RNA of Toxoplasma gondii ME49, 4055 nucleotides long. RefSeq names its product G-protein beta WD-40 repeat containing protein. The transcript has a single exon. NCBI's taxonomy places the organism in Eukaryota, Apicomplexa, Conoidasida, Eucoccidiorida, Sarcocystidae. Gene Ontology annotation, molecular function: protein binding; mRNA binding. The coding region runs from base 1771 to 3594 and encodes 607 amino acids. The record is from RefSeq and is a predicted model, not a curated record. Gene Ontology annotation, biological process: mRNA splicing, via spliceosome. Gene Ontology annotation, cellular component: catalytic step 2 spliceosome.
GCACGGCACACACAUCGAAUAAACAGAGAUAUUCUAGUUCCUCGGAUGUUGAAUCGGACUCGAGUCAUGACAUGGACGGUAUGUCUGGACUACGCCUCUACCGCCGAAUCAUCACGAUGUCACUUGUCGCGUUGUGCAAGACGCUCUGUCUUGGUUUCAGUCUUUGACACAGUUAUUUUCAGGAGAGAGUUCAUCAACCAGAAGCUCCACAUCGUUAUGCCGACAGGGAUCCCUUUGCGUUUUUCUGAGUGUUAAGUGUGACUGCGAUGUACGCCGACCUCCGUCGUCUGCGGUUUUCUCCUUUCCUCGUUUGUGAGGCUUGCAGUCUCCACAGUGGUCUCUAGCGUCUUCGUCGCAACGAGAAGUCACCUUCUCCCGUGGAGGUGAUGUCUGUGUGUUCGUCUUUCUCUGUCUCGAGUCUCCACCAGAAACUCUGGAGAAGAAGCGCUCCGAGUUUCGACUGUUUUUUUCUCGAGCCUCAAGACUGGCGGGAAGGAGACGAAAAGCCGUCCUUUCUUGGGGGCACUGGGGCUGGCCUCUCCUCGUCUCGCAUAGGCAGCUUUGAUUCAUCUUUCGAAUCAACUGACAAGAGACAGAUGCGCUUUUUUAACGAACAACAAAGACUGAGAAAAAACGGACUUUCAACUUUUCUCGCUCGGCGAAACGACGCACCAGAGCGACGCAGGAACCUCGCGAGGCGUUGCAUGCACGCAGAGAAGAAGGUACUGCGGUUUCUCACACCGUCUUCAGCGCGCAUUUCCAAUCAUUUUCAGUCCUCCGAUCUCUCUUUCUCUCUCUCGCUUCCUCUCUCUUUUCUCGUUCUCAUCCCGCAGUUACGCCUUGUUUCUUCGUCUCCUCUCCCCUCUUUCUCGCCGCCUCCCUGCCAGCGCGUUUUCAGGAAGCGAGGCGACGAACUGCUUCUCCUUUCUUUCCUUUACACAGGAGAGACCCUGUUUAUUGUUUUCACAUUGCCUGUCGUUGUUCGCCCGUUCAAAGGCGUAUGCUUUCGCCAUUCUACACUGGUCCGGCUAUCUCCGCCGCUGGUCGUCUCUGGGCUUCCUUUUCUUCUUUCUCUCUCGCAUGGAGACGCGGACAGCCCUGAAGAGACCGCAAACAAACGAACGAAAUAGCAACAGGUACCCUCGAGAGAGUUCAGACUUUUUCUCUUCUGCAUCUUCUUUCUGCUGGACACCGAGACCUCUUUUCGGUGCGCAUGCAGAGGCGGUCUUCGCUUCCGACGGACAGGCGUUCUUUCGCGUUUUUCCAAGAAAACUAGGUUUCUGUCUUUGCUGUUUCCUCUGGACGGAGGGAAGAAAUGUGGACGCGCGGACGGCGUAUCGCUUCUUCGCGUUGACAGACACCCGCAGAAAACGGAGUCACAGAAUAACGACUUUCGUCUGAAGUGCAGAGAAUUCGAUCCAAGCGCGUUUCCAGCUGUAUUUGUCCCCGCGCCUUUCCGCCGUUUGUCUGUUUCUUUCACUGUCGCCCCUCUGUUUGUGUCUUGUCUCUCUUUCGCCUUCUCUCACCCCUGUCUUCCUCCGUAUCAGUGUUCGCUGUUUUCUCUUUCUCUCCUCUCUGCGCAGCCUUCUCUUCUGUGUCGCUUCGUGCAUCUCUUCGGUCUCCUUUCCGUGCUGCUCUCUGCUUUUUCGAGGGCGAAGCCGUCUGCGCGAGCCUCCUCCGCUCUACCGAACAUCUGUUCUGUUCCCUCUUCGCGUCGCUGGAAAGCGUCAGUUUCACUCGUCGAGAACAGGAAGUCACACGCCCGGCAAGAUGGACUACUUCGCUUCGUACGCAGACGACGAAGCAUGCCAGGAGCUGCCGGGGGCGGAACAAGAAGCCGCAGAGGACGCGAGCUCGGCUGUAGAGACAACAGAGACGAGGCAUAAGGAAGGCUGGGAACCGAGAGAGGAAGAUACUCGCAUUGCUCUCCUUCCUGCGAUCAACUGCGCACCUCCCGUGAGCAUCUUUGCAUGCAAGGCUCAGCUGCAGAAAAAUGUCGUUUUUCAUCGACCCGAAGACACCGUCCUCACGUCCAAUCCCAAAAUCGAUGCUCUGCAGGCUCCCCUGCAAGGCCCCCUGACUCCGCAGCAAGUGCGUCGCGGCGGGUGGACUGGAGUGUACCGACGGCGCCUAGGAGGAGAAGUGGAGAAAGAGCACGUGAACGUGGAGGCCUUCGACAGACAGUUUUACAACUUUCAGUUCCACGGACGCGCAGAGGACCCCUCGAACUUUUCCAGGGAUGCGCUCCUCGCCCACACCCGUGCCGGGUGUACAGACACUCGCGUCGUGCGGGAGGCGGUCGCGUACGACUCUCGAGGCUUCGUUCCAGAGAGCGAGGCCUCUCAGAGGCAGAAGCGGAGACGGCUGAAGAACGACGACGCAGCUUCCGACGACUUCCAGGGCCCCUGGGCGCCCUUCGAGGCCACACCUGCCUCUGAGGCUUCGGGUGUACGUACACCCGAAGAAGACGGGGAGGAGGGUGCAGCGGAGGCGGCAGAGGCGGCGAACGGGGUUUCAGAAGACUCUGAAUCGGGUCAUCGGAAGCAAUCGAAGAGUCCAAGUUCUGGAAAGAACGAGUCAGCAGAGAGUAUUUUCCACGGCAAGGCGGCGACGGACUACCAAGGUCGUUCUUGGCUGGCGGUGCCUCCCGGGACGAAGGAGCUUCCGCCAGACAGCGCGUGUUUCCCCCCGAAACGAGAAAUCCACGCGUACGUUGGCCACACUGGCGGCGUCCAGGCGAUUCGCUUCUUCCCGCGCAGCGGACAUCUGCUGCUGAGCGCGAGCAUGGACAGCACGCUGAAGAUCUGGGAUGUGUUGAACCAGCGCAAGCUGCAGUGUACGUACACCGCGCACAAACAGGCAGUUCGCGACGUGCAGUGGGCGGACGGCGGCGCGAAGUUCUACAGUUGCUCAUUCGACAACACAGUGAAGUUGUGGGAUACGGAGGCGGGGAAGGUGAUCGGAACUUUCGGAAACGGAAAGACGCCGUACUGCGUGGCAGUGAAUCCAAACGACAACAACGUCUUUGUCGUCGGGAGUGCGAACCGCAGAGCGAUUCAGUUCGACGCGCGGACGGGGAACAUCGAGGUCGAGUACGCGGAGCACAUUGGCGCAGUGAACACGGUCACUUUCUGCGAGGAGGGGAAACGCCUCGUGACGACGGCCGACGACAAGAAGCUCUUCGUCUGGGAGUACGGCAUCCCAGUCGUGAUCAAGCACGUCUCCGAGCCGGACAUGCACUCGAUGCCCGCGGCGGCGAAGCAUCCGAGCGAGAAGUUCCUCUGCUUCCAGUCGAUGGACAACCAGAUCUUGACCUACGACGCAUGCGGCAAGUUCCGAAUGGUUCCCCGAAAAAGGUUUCGCGGUCACUUGUGCGCGGGGUACGCGUGCAAGCCUGCCUUCUCCCCCGACGGAAAGUGGCUGCUCUCUGGAGACGGAAAUGGAAAACUUUGGAUCUGGAACUGGAAAAAUGGAAAAAACGUUCGCACGCUCCAGGCGCACGACCAGGUCUGCAUCGACUGCCAAUGGCACCCCAACAUGACCAGCCGAGUCGCCACCUGUGGCUGGGACGGACUCAUCAAACUCUGGGAUUGAAGGCAUCCCUAACAGUCGGACCACAUUCCCAAAGACAUGCGCUGCAAACACUUGCGCAGAAAAAACUUCGACCGAAAUAUUUAUACAUAUAUAUAUAUAUAUAUAUAUAUGGAGACAGAUGUGCAUUCGCAAGUACAUGGUGAUAUAUAUAUAUAUAUAUAUAUGUUUGCUUGGGGGACAUGAGUGUGGACAGCCGUGUGAGAGCCAGUGGCUGUGGGCGGGAUUUUGGGCCGUUAGGAAGAAACCCGACAAACUUUUCUGUACACACUCCCCACGUUCUCUAUAUUUAUAAAUAUAUAUAAACGUUUAUAAAUAUAUGCAUAUAUAUACAUACACUUAUGUUUGUACAUAUAUAUGAACUGAUGUGAGAGAUCGGUGUGCUGUGUGCGUGGCUGAUAUCCGAGAACUUGAACGCUGCCCCCCGCGAACAGUCGUGCCGCGCUGCUCACUGUGCUUCAUCA